GACUGGCAUUGUUUUACAUUUUUGAGAAUCCAUUUGAUGCCAAUUAUAAUAAAAGGUGUCUGCGUUUUCAUAACCUACUUCUGUGUUCCAUCUGGACUGUGUUGUCUUGAAGUGUAUGAACAAAAUCCAAUUCUUACGAAGAGAUGAAUUGGAAAAGGAAGACCAUUAAGGAGCCUUUGAAAGAGGAAACAGGAUGCGGUGCUACGACUGUGGUGGAGGCCCCAGCAGCUCCUGCAAGCAGACGGUGAUCACCUGCGGAGAAGGUGAGCGAUGUGGCUUCCUGGAGCGCAAACCCCAACCCGGCCUGGGACAGGUCAAGCAACCCUCAGUGACCUUGAGUCAUCACCCAGACUGCGUGGCCACCCAUCAUUGCAACCAAGCGGACACAGAGUCAGUGAGAGACGUGACCCACAAGAACUGCUGCUUCGGAGACCUGUGCAACAGCGCCACCACGGCAGGCACCGUGGCCCCCGCCUGUAUCUUGGCUGCAGCCUUCACCACCCUGGCCUGGCUCUUGCCAGGACUGUAGAGCAAGUUGGAGCAAGGGUAGGGAAGGGAGUGAGGGAGCAAGGGAGUGAGGGAGCUGAGCAUCCAAGGUGAGGAGA
Nannospalax galili (Upper Galilee mountains blind mole rat) is the source of this 605-nucleotide messenger RNA. RefSeq names its product lymphocyte antigen 6 family member G6D (gene Ly6g6d). Gene Ontology annotation, cellular component: external side of plasma membrane. The record is from RefSeq and is a predicted model, not a curated record. The coding region runs from base 194 to 529 and encodes 111 amino acids. Lineage: Eukaryota; Metazoa; Chordata; Mammalia; Rodentia; Spalacidae. Gene Ontology annotation, biological process: acetylcholine receptor signaling pathway. Gene Ontology annotation, molecular function: acetylcholine receptor inhibitor activity. The transcript is spliced from 3 exons.